Molecule: messenger RNA, 902 nt
Organism: Entrophospora candida
Lineage: Eukaryota; Fungi; Glomeromycota; Glomeromycetes; Entrophosporales; Entrophosporaceae
Source: the annotation of a GenBank genome assembly
UAGAAUUUCAAAAUAAUGAUUUGUCAGUUUGGCAUGAUGUAAUUUAUGGACUUGAUGAAAAUUUAGAAGCAUGCAUUCAAUUAAAAGUGAAACAUUCAGCAUUUGAUUUGAUGAUGAGACAAACAAUUAUAAAGAAAUUACCACAACCUAAAAUCAUAAAGUUUCAUACUGAUCUACUUUUUAAUGAUCUUUUGAAGAUUCUCAGAGAAAAAGAGCUAGGCUGGUUAAACAACAAUCAUUUGACAAUUGGCAAUAGCUUCAUUAACAAAAUCACAAAUUUGGUAUGGUAUUUGGAUCCUCAUCAUCACAAACUAGAAAAAAGAGAUGCACUAAUCCAAUCUUUAAAUAUAUCUCUUCAACAACCAUGGACAAGUUUUUCUUAUUGGCAAGAGAUUAUACAAGAGAUUCAUCAUCUAGUACAAAUUACUCAAGAUUAUUCUAUUUAUCUUAAAGGAAUCAAUGAUAGGAUGAAAUCUAUUCAUACUAGUCUGGUUCCUGCCAGAAAUGCAAGAGAUGAUAUUUUUGUAAAAGAUUAUGAAGCACAUGAUGUGUAUCCACCUCAAUAUAAACCUUUGGUGACUCUUCUAAAAGAAUCUAAUUAUUAUGAGAUUUUAAAUAUUGAUGAUUUGCUCACAUCAAAACCACAAGAAAAUUACCUCUAUUUUCAAAAUAUAUGUACUGAUACAUCUUUCACUUUGUAUAGAUAUUAUCAUGGUAAUUAUCUAGGUACAUUAAACUUUGUUUGGAAAAUUCCCCAAAUUAAUGAACGUGAUAAAAAUAAAGAAGCAAGGAAUAUUUCAAAAAUAUAUGAAGAAAUACCUAUCUAUUCUACUAGACAAAUGAAAAAGAGUGUAAUCAAUAAGUAUUCUUUGUUAAUUAAAGCAUCAUCUUCUGUAAUGAAA